This is a messenger RNA of Suillus subaureus, 528 nucleotides long. RefSeq lists its product as uncharacterized. The transcript has a single exon. Lineage: Eukaryota; Fungi; Basidiomycota; Agaricomycetes; Boletales; Suillaceae. The coding region runs from base 1 to 528 and encodes 175 amino acids. The record is from RefSeq and is a predicted model, not a curated record.
AUGGACCAAGCUGAUACUUCACCCCCACUGGACCACCUGCAGGACAACGAGGGAAUGCAGGAAGAUGAGGGAAUGCAGGAUGAUGAAGGAAUGCAGGAUGAUGAUGAGGGAAUGUGGGAUGACAUAGAGGUCCUCGAUACCCCUCCAAAAGUUGUAAGAAAAAAACAGUGGAUUUUUGUAUCGCCCUCACCCUCUCCCCCUCCUGACCCAGAACCCUUCUAUAUGCCUGUAAAGGUACCUACUGCCACCUACAACAAUCAUUCAGCAUUCGCCCACCAGGCUGGCAGCUACAGGGGGCAACACAAACCUCCAUUGAUGUCACACAGUAUGUCAACCCCUUCAUCCACAGCUCACAACACAGUUUCGUCAUUGUCAACCCCACAGAUGUUGUUAUUGGCGCAACCAAAUGGCAGGAUGAAGAAAAAGAAAGCAAAAUCGGAUGUACAGGAUCAAGUAGAUAAUCUGGCAGGGGAAAUUGGUAGCAUCCAGUCCAAUGUCAUGUCCAUCUGCGACUCAAAGCAUCAAUGA